GGAUUGUUUGUUCGUCCGGUGAUUCAUUUCCCGAAUAAAAUCAGAAAGUAAAGCAAAAGCCGAGCUCGUCAGCAGCAGCGGUAGCGGUGUUUCAAGCCACACUCUCUUUCCUUUGCCUUCUUUCAUCUUCUCAUUUCUUGCUUUUCUCAGUGUCUUUUCUAUUUAGGGUUGUGAGAUAUGUUGAAUCUAGGGAAGAAAGGGAUCCACUACUUGCAUAAAUUGAAUGCUGAAAAGGUCCCGGCAGCGUUGAUAGAAAAUGGUCAGAAUCGUGUUAUAGAUGCUUCCCUUACUCUUAUUCGUGAGAGGGCAAAGCUUAAGGGAGAGCUUGUGCGGGCUUUAGGAGGUGCAGUUGCAUCGACAUCACUUCUUGGAGUUCCUCUAGGACAUAAUUCAUCUUUCCUUCAGGGACCCGCAUUUGCUCCUCCCCGGAUUAGGGAGGCCAUCUGGUGUGGUAGCACAAACUCAAGCACUGAAGAAGGGAAAGAACUAAAUGAUCCACGCAUUUUAACUGAUGUUGGUGAUGUUCCUGUACAAGAGAUUCGAGAUUGUGGCAUAGAUGAUGACAGAUUGAUGAAUAUUAUAAGUGAAUCUGUCAAGCUAGUGAUGGAAGAAGAUCCACUGCGUCCAUUGGUUUUAGGUGGUGAUCACUCGAUAUCUUUUCCUGUUGUAAGAGCUGUAUCUGAGAAACUUGGGGGACCUGUGGAUAUUCUUCAUUUGGAUGCUCAUCCAGAUAUCUAUCAUGCCUUUGAAGGAAACAAAUAUUCGCAUGCUUCCCCUUUUGCAAGAAUAAUGGAGGGUGGUUAUGCUCGGCGGCUUCUGCAAGUUGGUCUCAGAUCAAUAACAAGUGAAGGGCGUGAACAAGGGAAGCGAUUUGGUGUGGAGCAGUAUGAGAUGCGCACUUUCUCGAGAGAUCGUCAAAUUUUGGAGAAUCUGAAAUUAGGAGAAGGUGUAAAGGGCGUGUACAUUUCAUUAGAUGUGGACAGUCUCGACCCUGCAUUCGCUCCUGGGGUGUCGCAUAUUGAGCCAGGAGGUCUAUCUUUCCGUGAUGUCCUCAACAUCCUGCACAACCUUCAGGCUGAUGUUGUAGCAGCCGACGUGGUCGAGUUCAAUCCACAGCGUGACACCGUCGAUGGAAUGACUGCUAUGGUUGCUGCAAAACUGGUAAGAGAGCUCACCGCGAAGAUCUCCAAAUGAACAGACAUUUUUUCCAUGAGGCCACCGCCACUGACCGUAAGACUGUAUGCUGCUGCACCCUUUUUCAACCAUGCAGCUGAAGCUAUUACUAUGAAAUAAUACAGAGAUAUAUGCGUGUGGGUUUCCUUCAUUAAACAACUCUUUUCAUGUAUAAGGGAUGCUUUCAGAGAAAUGAAUUCCAUCUGGUACAUGUGA
Molecule: messenger RNA, 1389 nt
Organism: Magnolia sinica
Lineage: Eukaryota; Viridiplantae; Streptophyta; Magnoliopsida; Magnoliales; Magnoliaceae
Product: arginase 1, mitochondrial
Exons: 7
Coding region: 178-1194 (338 amino acids)
Molecular function (GO): metal ion binding; agmatinase activity
Source: RefSeq, a predicted model, not a curated record